Molecule: messenger RNA, 2697 nt
Organism: Nerophis lumbriciformis (worm pipefish)
Lineage: Eukaryota; Metazoa; Chordata; Actinopteri; Syngnathiformes; Syngnathidae
Source: RefSeq, a predicted model, not a curated record
AUGGCGUCAGACACGAGCGACACGGAGGAGUUCUACGAUGCUCCGGAGGACGUACAUUUCAGCCCUUCUCCCAAAGUGUCUCCUGCGAAGUUUGUCAUUCCUUUGCUUCAGAAAUCUGACGAAGAUGGAGAGGCUGCCGCUGAGACUACGCAAGAUGAUUCCCUACAUAUCAUUGACAGCAUCAUCGAGGAGAGUCAAAAGGAAAAUUGUGCUGUUGCUGAGCUACUCGAUCAACUCCACGUAGAUGUGACUGUGGACGCGGAGUCAAGGGAUAAGAGAAACACUCAGGAAAUUCCUGUUGCAACCGAUGCACCGCAGCUUAUCGAGAGGCCUGAGGAGCAACCGGAAUGUUCGGCGACAAACGGAGCGUACUCUUUGCCUGCCCCCGCCCCCUUGGAUCUCCCCAGACCUUCAGUUGGGAUGCAGGAAGGUGUUCAGCCACCAGAUAUUACCAGCACUAUAGGGCAAAGUCGUCCUGAUGGGGAGCUUUUGGUCGCGGAAGGAGAGCAGGAGCCCAUAUCUGCUGACAUUUUGGAGCAGGUGUCUUUCACAGACAGACCAACUGACUCUAUGGACUCAUCCGGGCCUACGAAACCACCGCGGCAGUUCACGGUUGAACCAGACAUUGUAGCUAGCACCAAGAAGCCUCCGCCUUCACGACCGCGCCCUCCCAGCGGAGCUCCCCCACCUAGACCGCCUCCACCUUCUUUGCAGGGCAUACCUUCCAAGAAGUCUCUGGAAUGUCUCAAGCCUAGUGGGCUUGAAGUAUCUGCAAUGAGACGAGUUAGCAGCGACCCUCUGGAACCAUCUGGCUUGGUGUCUCCAAGUAGCACUGUGAGGAGUUUAACCAGAGAGUUGCAGCACUCCUUGGAUUUGGCCAGUGCUACCAGUGGGGACAAGGUGGUCACCGCACAGGAGAACGAGGGUGAGGAGGCCUUGUCUCCGGGUGAGGGACAUGUUCCAGGCCCUCAGCGUCCACGCUCCAACUCUGGAAGAGAACUUACUGACGAAGAAAUCCUGGCCAGUGUGAUGAUCAAGAACCUAGACACUGGCGAAGAGAUCCCCUUAAUCCAGGCAGAGGAGAAACUUCCUGCUGGGAUUAACCCCCUCACAUUGCACAUCAUGAGGAGGACCAAAGAGUAUAUCACGAAUGAUGAAGCACAGUCCGAUGAUGAUGACAAGUCACAGACUCCACUGGCUGACACGGAUGGAGGAAAACUGAAACAAAGAACAACUCAGCUGAAGAAAUUUCUGGGCAAGUCUGUGAAGAAGGCCAAGCAUCUUGCAGAGGAAUAUGGAGAGAAGGCUGUAAACAAAGUGAAAAGUGUUCGCGACGAAGUCUUCCACACAGACCAAGAUGACCCUUCCUCCAGUGAUGACGAGGGGAUGCCUUAUACCAGGCCGGCCAAGUUUAAAGCAGCACACAGUUUUAAGGGUCCUUUUGACUUUGAUCAAAUCAAAGUUGUGCAAGAUUUAAGUGGUGAGCACAUGGGGGCCGUGUGGACAAUGAAGUUCUCUCACUGCGGUAGGCUACUGGCAACUGCCGGCCAAGAUAACGUGGUUCGCAUUUGGGUCCUAAAGACUGCCUUUGAUUAUUUCAACAAUAUGAGAUUGAAAUACAACACAGAAGGUCGAGUGUCUCCUUCUCCCUCUCAGGAAAGCUUGUGUUCCUCCAAAUCUGACACUGAUCCCGGGGCAAGUUGUGUUCCAGAAGAUCCAGACACAGAAGACAGGAACGCCCCUUUUCGCCAGGUCCCUUUCUGCAAGUACAAAGGCCAUACAGCGGAUCUAUUGGAUUUAUCAUGGUCAAAGAACUUUUUCCUGCUUUCAUCGUCCAUGGAUAAAACAGUCAGACUGUGGCACAUAUCCAGGAGAGAGUGUCUUUGCUGCUUUCAGCACAUUGAUUUUGUCACGGCAAUCACAUUCCAUCCCAGGGAUGACAGGUACUUUUUAAGCGGCUCUCUGGACGGUAAGCUGCGAUUGUGGAACAUUCCGGACAAGAAGGUGGCACUGUGGAAUGAGGUGGAUGGCCAAACACGCCUCAUCACUGCUGCCAACUUCUGUCAAAAUGGCAAGUACGCUGUCAUUGGCACCUAUGAUGGAAGAUGCAUCUUCUAUGACACAGAGCGUUUGAAAUAUCAUACCCAAAUACAUGUGAGAUCUACCAGGGGCAGGAACAAAGUUGGGCGAAAAAUUACCGGUAUUGAACCAUUACCUGGAGAGAAUAAGAUUUUGGUGACCUCAAAUGAUUCCCGCAUCCGCCUUUACGACCUGCGGGAUUUGUCUCUAUCCAUGAAGUACAAGGGUUACGUCAAUAGCAGCAGUCAGAUUAAGGCCAGCUUCAGCCACGACUACUCUUUCAUCGUCAGUGGCUCAGAGGACAAAUAUGUGUACAUCUGGAGCACUUACCACGACCUAAGCAAAUUCACAUCUGUUCGGAGGGACCGCAAUGACUUCUGGGAAGGGAUUAAAGCACACAACGCUGUGGUCACAUCAGCCAUUUUCGCUCCUCACCCGGGCCUUAUUGUGCCACAAGAGACAGGAGCAGAAAAACCAGACGCUGAGUGCAAGAGUUUGGACUCCAACGAGUCUGAAACUAUCCCCUCAGGUGCACUAAAGACUGAUCACACAGAGGUUCUGCUCUCUGCUGACUUUACAGGAGCCAUCAAGGUUUUCAUUAACGUGAAGAAGUACUGA